AUGAGUUUGGCCCUACUUACCCUUAAUCUUGUUUUCUUGAUUAUUUAUACUGCUGAUAUUGCUGUCACUGUUUAUCAGUGGAGAGCUGCAUUACAUGGUAUUCGACCAGCUGAUAGCGAAAUCGCCCUUCCCAAACUUGACAGAAAAAAACAUGAAGAAAGGAUUGAAAUAGCCAGGAAGGCUUACAAGAGCAAAUACUUGGAUGUGAUUACAGCUUCAGCGGCAGUAGCCGUUUUAAGUAUUGCGAUUUGGCUUGUCUAUGAGAAGAUCUACAAACACGGCAAGUCGAUCGCUUUGAAGGACUAUGAUGCCACUGCCACAUGUAUUCUUGCGGUAUCAUUAAAUGCUGUUUCCAAUGUGAUGUCCUCAGUGUUCGAAUUUUGGCUAGCUAAUGAUGAGUUGAACCUUGCCACUCAAGGCAAACCCUACCCGACAAGGAAAACGUCAUUCUUGAGUUACAGAAGCUUCUAUAUAGCUUGCGCAGCACUAUUAUUGAUAAUCUGGAGUUACGGGUUGUUGGAUUCGUCUUUAUUUACCUCUGGGGUGCUGAUUCUAGUACCGCUAAGCACCUCCAGCGACAAAUCACAGACCGUGAAACACGACGAUAUUCUGUCUCCAAGCAUAAAAGCUGAAUCGGAAUCAAGAGAACUGUCGUUUAAACUCAAACUAAAAAUAUUAAUUGUGUUAUACGGCUUUUUUAUUGCAUGUGUCUAUUUGUCGGUAUUUUUCUCUCUGAGGACAUGUAGUAGUAAUGAUAAGGCAGUCUACGAAGUUUCGACGCUUACAGGCCAACACAGCGAGGCUACUGAUAUGUCUAAGAUUUUAGAUGUCGCUCUUCAAUGGGCCACCAGUAAGCCAUUCAAGAAUGCUGUUGGAACAGUCUUCUUUGCUUCUAUGGUGUUUGGGAUAGCAUUUGGACCCAUCGGGCCUGCGUUAAUACACUAUAUAGGCGAAUCUUGGGCAUUUCGCGUGGCAGGGUUGUGUGGGUCUGCUUCAGUGGGACUAUCAAUAUCUGAUGCUACUCAUUUAUGGAGAUGGUAUAAUGAUUGCUCUGGCUAG
Molecule: messenger RNA, 1059 nt
Organism: Scheffersomyces stipitis CBS 6054
Lineage: Eukaryota; Fungi; Ascomycota; Pichiomycetes; Serinales; Debaryomycetaceae
Exons: 1
Coding region: 1-1059 (352 amino acids)
Source: RefSeq, a predicted model, not a curated record